This is a messenger RNA of Encephalitozoon cuniculi GB-M1, 624 nucleotides long. RefSeq lists its product as uncharacterized. The coding region runs from base 1 to 624 and encodes 207 amino acids. NCBI's taxonomy places the organism in Eukaryota, Fungi, Microsporidia, Unikaryonidae. The record is from RefSeq and is marked provisional. The transcript has a single exon.
AUGGGAAAGGUUAGCUUGUCGCCAUUGCUCCAUGACACUCUUGUGUUCAUGAAGAAGUUUGCCUCGAAAAUAACUGUGACGAGAACAAGCAUAUGCUCGAAGUCGAUCUUGGUUGAGAUGCCGGAGUUUUGUGACUGUUGCUUUACCGUCAAAACCAGGGAUUUUGCGGCAAUGCUGAAGCAGACACAGGAAUUCACGGUGGAAGACAAGGCACUAAAAUAUAGAUACGAGGUGGGCGUGGGAGGAGACCUAAUUAAGGUGGAGAAAAGAAUGAAAAAACAUGACGAGGUCUAUCAGAUUGCAGGGGGGUUUCCAUUGUUGAGCAUCGUGGUAAAUGGGUUUAAGGUUUUGAGCUCUGAUGACCUCUUAAUAAGAGCUGGGAAGGACGGGAGCCUUACUCUUGAGUCUUUUGGGAUUGUUAAAACAAAGUCCGAAUACCUUGGACUCAGGGUUCCCGAACACACAGUCGAUCUGGUAGCUGUAAAGGUAAAGAGCAGAGACCUGCGGAUUCUGGAGGACCUUAGAGGAGAUCUUAUUUUCUCUUUUUUGGACUCACACAUACUGGUGUACUCACUAGGGAAUAAUUCCACCACUGUUGUACAAAUAGGUAUCCUUAGCACAUAG